UGUUCGGCCCAAGAAACCGAUAGAAUAAGUAGCAGGCUUUAAAAAAAAAGUAUCGGGGUAAAUUUGUUCGACCCAAAUCCUUCGUGGUAGUCUCAGCACGGCCAAUCGUAACUGAUUAUUUUAGCCCAACUACGAGGUCUUUACUCAUUUUCUGCAGGAGAUUAAUGUUAUUAACUUCCGAUCAAGAGCUUGACUUCCUGUCUGUCAGCCGUCAACAUGUAUGCUCCAAAAAUGAGGAAACUUACAAAGAAGCCAAAUAAGUGUGAAUCCUGUUUGAAGGAGAUCAGCAUUUAUAAAUGUCCUAAGUGUUUGAUCAGAUAUUGUUCCCUGGGCUGUUAUAAGAUUCACUUCUCUCUACCAGAAUCUUGUGCUUCAAAAUUGAAAGAGAAUUCUGGUGUGACUUCACAAGAAAAUGGACAAAAUGAAAUUAAAGGAUCUGAAGAUAACCAAGAUAUGACUAAAAAAAAUGAAGAGAUCCAGGUAACUGCUAAAGAGCCUGAAGACCUCCAGAAGACUGCUAAAGAGGUUGAAGACUCCCUGAUGACUGCUAAAGAAUCUGAGGACAGCCAAAUGACUGUUAAUGAAUCUGAAGGCAUCCUGAGGAAUGCCAAAGAAUCUGAAAAUGGUAUAGUGAAUGAUAGUAUAUCUGAAGCUAGAGAAGUGGAUAUUAGUAAGAAGACAAAUGGUAAUAUUGCUGAAGACAUUGAAAGGAACAAUAGUUUACCGGAAGAUGAUAUCCAGGAGAAUGUUAAUUUGAAGGGUAAUGGAGAAAUGAAUGUUAAUAAAGCUGAUGACAUAGAAAUGAAUGUUAAAGAAUGUGAAAAUGGAAAAACAAACUGUGAUGAGGUUGAUGAUGGACUAAUGAAUAUCAGUACUACUGAUUGUGGAUUAAUAAAUGUUAAAAGCUUGGAAGAUGGGAAAGCGGAUGUUGAUGAAUGUGAAAAUAGAACCAAAACGAAUGUUAGUUUUCUGGAAAAUGAAGAAAGAAAUAAUAACAGCCUUACUGAAGAGAAGGGGAAGUCAGCGGAUGUUAAAUUGAAUGCAGACGAACAGCAAAAGGUUGUUAGUUUAUCUGAUGAAGAAGAAAUAAAUUCUGAUGAAGUUCAACAAAGAAAGACUGUUAAAGAUAGAGAUGAUCAAUUAGAUGUUAGUUUAGCUGAUGGUGACCGACCGAAUGCUAACUCCAGAAGAGAUGAUCCUGAUGAACAGAGCAGUAAAUAUAAUCUAACAAAUGUUGAAAUGACAGAAGAUCAAGUGUUACCAUCACAGCUCAAGAAAUUAGACACAUCUAAGAAACUACAUGAGCUUCUCAGCAACCAGCAUCUACGGGACAUGCUUAUUAGACUAAACUCAUCAGAUAACAUAAGCCAUGCCAUUGAAGCAGCCAUGCAAGAACCCAUAUUUAGUGAAUAUGCUUCUGUAUGUUUGGAAGUCAUAGGAGAUAACAGCACCAGCACUGAAGACAUGUUUCCUGAUAGAUAAUUAGUUGGAAUUAUACUUUUUUAUCCUGUGUAAAUAAAAUUAUGGAAUUCAA
Octopus sinensis (East Asian common octopus) is the source of this 1534-nucleotide messenger RNA. RefSeq lists its product as uncharacterized. The transcript has 6 exons. NCBI's taxonomy places the organism in Eukaryota, Metazoa, Mollusca, Cephalopoda, Octopoda, Octopodidae. Bases 217 to 1482 code for a protein of 421 amino acids. The record is from RefSeq and is a predicted model, not a curated record. Gene Ontology annotation, molecular function: protein binding.